Messenger RNA from Caenorhabditis auriculariae, 13626 nucleotides. Lineage: Eukaryota; Metazoa; Nematoda; Chromadorea; Rhabditida; Rhabditidae. The record is from the annotation of a GenBank genome assembly.
AUGGACGAUGUGAUAAGGACUCUUUGGGUACUAUUAGAAUUAUUGAAAAAAAUGUUUUUCUUAAAUUAUAGUUAUGCAUUACCAGACAAACCGAAAAACUGCAGCGAAAUGAGCCAAACGUGUGAACUUGAAUGCGACCAAUCUUUAAUCAGAUGACUGCGAAAAAGAAAAGUCGUAUAAACUUUUUAACGACCUGCACUGGCCCUGUGUUAUCAUACUUUCUCCCUCGGCAGCUUCACUCCUUAUUUCUUUACCAAACUUUAUUGAUUCCCGCGAUUAAUUUAUUGUUCGAAUUAUCGCCUUGUUUCGGUUCGGUAGGCGAUUUUUCAAGCCCAUGAGCGAAUUUCGUCUCUGAUAAGGACUCUUGGGUACUAUUAUCCUUUAAGCAGAUUGUUGUAAUUGGCGCGGUUUGAUAGCAUUUCGAAGGUUCAGGCUUCUUGGUGUUUGUGAUUUUUUCAAUUUUGAGAAGUGUGUCCUUUUUGAGAUGAUAGUGGGAUGUGGUAUGUUGGAUCCUUGUCAUAUUUUUAGAUUUCUUGGUCUUUUCGAAAUUUUUCCCACAAAACUCGUGCUUUUUUAUGAAAUGAUACUCUUUUCACCAUAACCGUCUGACUUGUCUGCACCCUCUUUCUCUCUCCGGCUCUCUACUUUUUAUUGAUUUCUGAAUAAAACGAGCAAAAAAAAUCCUUCAACCUAUCCAAUUUUUGUUCAGUUGGUCUGCUUAUGAUGAUUUUUCGUUGAUAAGUUUACUUUGGAAUUCAAAAAAAUAAUUUUUUUACUAUGAAAAACAUCUUUAUUGCAUUUUCUCUAGUCUCUAUGAACUUUCUCGGAUUUUUGUUCUGAAUAGUCGUGAUUUUCCCGACGAAUAAAAGCUAUUACUAGCUUUGGAGGAAAAUUUUGAACCAUUUUGAAAGCUCAGAAAAGAUUUUGGACAGAUAUUCGAGCCUAAACCAAAAAAAAAAAGGUUUCUACCGUAUCCCAGAUCUCGCUCAAGCUUCACUCACCUUGUUUGUCCCAAAUCAGUCUUACCAAAUGCCACGAAAUCAGCUGUAAAACGUUUUCUCGAGGCGGAAUGGCUGAUAAUGAAAGAACAAUUAGGGAGCGUCUGUUAAUGAGUUUGGUUAUCAGGCGCGUUUUGCGAGACCGGUAGCGAUCGAUCGGCGGUCCUCUGGAUGCUCCGUGGCCAUGCUCCGCGCCCUCCAUAACGUCAUCUUCGCUCUCCUUGUCUCCAACUUCCUCUCCGGCGCCGAAUUCUGCGGUUUGUUCCUCAUCAGUGUACUCAAUUUUCUGGUGUAAUGUUUAUGAAAUCACCAGAAAAUAUCAUUAAAAGUUUCUUGCACACGGAUGGCAGUUUUAAAAGAAAACCUUGCGGUUGAAAAAAAUACUUUGAACCUUUUUCAGUGUUCAAGAUUUCGGAGAUCCAUCAGUUUAACAAAUUUGAACAGUGAAUCGGUGAGAGAAAUGCUCUAGAAUUCUAGUGCCGUGUUCAAAGUAAUUUCCGCGAAAUGCAAAAUGGUCUCUGACCCUCCAAAAUUUAGUUAUCUUUCUCUUUCUCUGACAGCUAUUUUGAAUUUCGCGGAAUCACUUUGAACGCGGCAUAGAAAAAUUUCAACGGAAGAAAAAAACGAUAUGCCGAGCUUACGCGCCCCAUCGCUCUUCUCUGCAAUUUUUACAUAAAUUUCUCAUUUUUUGUUGCUUUUUUCGAAAAUUUCAUUGAAAUGGCGAUUUGAAUAACAGGGUUUGUGCUUUUAAGGUUGCUUGGUGGCUUUAAUUUUUUUGCUGAUAAUAUUUCUUAUUGCCCUUUUUUACCAUUAAAAUAAUGAGAAUGCAAAAAAUUUAGAAUCGAAGUUCACGGCGUUCUGCGUAGUGGAAGAAAAUGUUAAAUUUUUGAAAAUGUGGAGCGGCGUGGAAGGGUUGCUCCACCUAGAUUUACGGUAGACAGCUUGCGCGCGAACAUUUGAAUUUCUUGUUGCUCAAGUGCUUCACGUGAUUUUUCAUGUUUAUUUCAGCUGUAUCUUAUCUGUUUUGUACUGAUUUACGGUAAUUAUUUUUUAUUGCGACAGCAAAAUGCGAAGGAACUUUUUUUUUCAAUUUUCAAUAUUAACUGCUGUGUUUUGACCAAAUUUUCCCUUUAAAGCAAAAAAAAGCCUUUCAGCAACAUUUUCAGUGUCAAAUUAAAUUUUUUAUUCGAAUCAAUCAAUCUCUUCAUUUUCGCAACAUCAGAAUGGUAUGGCGAUGUUGCAGAGGAGAAUAAAUACCACUAGGUGGAUGAACUAAACUAAAUCUGUAAAGAAAACUUUUUUUGAAUUUUCAAUAAGUCGGGAAAGACACAUAGAACCACAAUAAGUCUUUUCGACACAAAAUUCCACGUUUUUCACUCAAAAAAAGGACUUUAACCAAUUUUGAGGAUGAAAGGUAUGAAAGUGUUCAGAAAAUAAGAAAAACUUUCACCCAAAUGUUUUUUGUCAACUAGAAAAGGAAUUGUGAAAGGAUCGCUUUUUUUCACGUCUAUAGUUUUGAAAAAACCCUAUUUUUCGAGGAAAAAAAUUAUUUUUGAAUUUAAUGAGUAUGCGAGUUAGCGUCGUUCUGUGUAUGCACAAAAGACGUCAAAUAUUACGGAAAUUGUGGGAGGGGCGUCGUCAAAAGAACGCCGUGAGUUGUGUAUUUUCACUGUUUACAACUCGAACCAAUUAUUUUUAUUUCUGACAGCGUUUAUUUCUUUAACGAUAAUUCCUUCGAAACUAUUAUUUUGUUAAUAGUUUUUUUGUUCAUCUUGCUGCAGUCGUUUCCUUUUUUUUUUGUUUAGCUAAACUUUCAUUCAAUUUGGCUGUUGAACUAUUUUUUUGAAAGUUUUUCAAUUAAAACGUUUAAUUUUUUUCAGCAUCCGACGGUAGCGAUGAACCGGACAUCACGGAUCCCGCAUUCAUGUGCACUCCGGAGAACUUUUCAGACCUCAAACCGCCGGUCAAACAGUACAAUUCUUCCGAUCAAUACGUAAGUUGUAUUUUCUUUUUCGUUUGUCUUUUUUACUGUAUUUUUUUUUUUCAAAAAACUGCUUUAUUGGUACUUCCGGUAGUUCGUUUAUGCUCAGUCGGGUUCUCUCAAAAUAAACUUGACCCUGCUUCGAUUUGAUAAAUUUGCGCAUUGAAUAACAAACAAAGCAGGCGUUGGCGUUGUUCUCACUUAAAAAAUCAAAUCAAAUAAUAGAUGAAACCCGAAAAAUAGAGAAUAACAGUUGUACAUGACUCCAAAAAUCUAGACUCGAAGAUGAGAUCACGAUUUUUUUAUUCUUUUGAAAAUAUAUAUUCCAGAAGAUCCACUACUGCAACAUAAUGUUCCUUCUGGACCUCGACCAACAGAUGACGUCAGAGCAGAACUACAGCCAAGUUCUGAUGUUCAUCAGCGACACGAUGGCCACCUGUAUGGAUAGGGGCGUCGGCUACAAAGUUUUCGCCUAUCCCAUGUUCAACGAUGUUGGUUUUUAUUCGAAAAGUUAAUCAAUCAAUGAUUUAUUUCGUUGUUUUAGUCAUAGAUGUGAUCGACUAGGCUAUUUUAAUUUUUACCUCUGUGAAAAAAAUUGUUAACCAAGAAAGGAUUCAAUAAGGUCAUCUUAAAAGUGAUUUAUUGAAAAUUCACAUCAAAAAUAACUCUUUUGAUCAACAAAAAUGGAUUUUUGCCCCAUUUUAUACAGGAAAAUGAAGCAUUUUUUCAAUUUCUAGACGGCCAAUCCCGACGCGAAAACGAUUUGCUGCGAGGAAAACGACUGUAUGGAACGGUUCGGGUUCAUGAGAUACGAGGACUACGUCGGGAACUACGACUCGACGGCUCCUUUGCAGCAGGAAACCGCGCGGGCCAACUUCUCCUUCACUCUCAUCAACGAUGUGCGAACAUUUUCCGACUUGCAUGAUAAUUUGACUUCUUAACAUUUUUGUAACGAUUCAAAACACUUACGAGGGAUUUCUUGAGCUCUUACCUGCAAACUGGUACUUCUAAAUGGAACUAUCAUCACUAGAUGUAGUUUUUUACGCUGAUUUCAAACCUUUCUUUAAAAUUUGUCACCGAGGUCUGUGAAAAAAGUCAAGGACUCUUAAAAGUCGAAAAUUAGUUGAAUUCUAGAUGAAACUUGGUUGGAGUGCACUUUGUAUACAAAUAAAAUAAAAGAACCAUCGAAAUAAUCAAUCAAAAUCAACAGCUAAUGAUAUCCAGAAACGGCUGGAGGAAAAGAUUGAGCGAUUUUGAAACUCUGUGUCCUGUUUCAGCUCAAAACAAUCGGACACAAGCCGGCCUCGUGUCUCUACAACAGUGUCGUUCUCAUAACAAACCGUCUUUUCAACGUCACGAACAGCAUCAUUUUCACGGUAUCUUUAUCCUAAGAAGGUCAUAGAUUCGAAAACAAUUGACUUCAGGAGCUGGAAUCGAUCUACACAAACGGUUGCAUCACACUGACUGUGAUAGCGGUUGGAAAUCCAGCGAUUGACAGCGAAAUGCUUUAUAAAGUCUAUGGCAACAUCACUCUGCUGACUUUCCCGGUUCCCGGCUUCAACUGUCUCGACAACCUCAAGGUAUGUUCCCAGGGAGAACUCUGUAAGAAUGAGAUUGUUAAUCAGUUGAAGCUUUAACUAUAAGGUCAGGAAAGUGUUGUUUUAAAAAUUAUUCAUUCGACACGAAAUCUGACUUGUCUCCGAACUCUUUUCCUUCAUCGCCAUAGCUAUAUCGUCUUCUCAUGGGAAAGUUUGAGAGCUUCUUCUUUCGGUUCCUCGGAAGGCACUUGGAAACUUUCCAACAAGUGGGCAAAUGCCUUCCCCAUACCUUCCUAACGCCUUUUUUCACCUUCCAGAAGCUUGCUGGAGGCCUUCUGACAGGAAUUUUUCGUUUCUUACCUUCCAAAGAUCUUCUAGCUACCGUCUGACCACCUUCCCAAAACCUUUUCAAGAACGUCUAGCUUCAAUUCACCUUCUGACCUUGAGCUCGUUACCUUCCCAACCCCUAGGCGAAUUCUGAGUAAAGGGGUCGUAUUGAGGAUGUAAGAAGGCUCUUUUUUGAUAUUCUAAUCAUCAGGUUGAAGGUUCAAUCAAGUUGAAAGCUAUUUAUCUUUUUAUACUCGAUAAUUUUCAAGCUAUAUUUUUUUUGCUCAUUCAAAUGUCGUUCAAAUGAAAAGAAAUUUUAUUCAUGAAAUGUCAAUUUUUCCCCCUUUGUGUUACUAUAUCUAGAAACCUUCAGAGCUUGAAUCUUUGAAGUUAGAGAACGCUAGAAAACAAGAGGGCAAUCAGAGAAAAAAAAACGCCCACCUUCCCAUUUUUGAACACUCUCUAUAGCCGAGUCACGGCUAGCUUGGAAGGUAAAAAGGCGUGGCCUAUCUGCGCUCUCCACCAACCGGGCACUAUCUUUUGUUAUCGUGUCAGCACCCAUUUUUCGUUGGCUCGAGCCCGAAUCAGCUGUAGUUCUCAAAGAUUGGAACCCCAAAAAUUCAAACAAAGACUUCCUAGUUUCCCUCAAAGUUUAUAAUAUCAUGCAUCUUUUUUCAGAACUUACUAUUUAUCUCUGAAUUACUCAUUUUUUAUUAGGACUGUAUCAAGCCGUGCGGGGUCAACGCCGGCAGCGAUUGUUACAAUAGAGAACUGACCGAUUGUCCAUUUCCCACCACGACGACUACACCUUCCACUACUACCUCUACUACAACUCCGCUGCCUACCGUAACCUUUUCAGAAAAUAAAAAUCAGUUCUGAAGCGGAUUUUUUCUAGGCCGACCCAGCUUUAGCCAACUAUUGGCAGGUCAUUUAUCUGUUCGCAAUUUCCAAUCGUACGACUCCUGCCGAGUUCAAUAACCUUAUCAAGUUCGUCAGCGACCCCUUGGUCCAAUGCCAGGUAAUAUGAUCGGUUUUAAUAAAUGGCCACUGAAGUAGGUACUUGGAGUUGAAGGAGAAGAAAAACUUGGAACAUUUUAAAUUUUGUAGCUUCGAGUAUUUUGAAUCAUUUUUUAUGAUUCUGAAGACUUGAUUCUUUCAAAAUGCAUGUGAAUUUGGAAAAAAGAGUCUUGAAUAAUACGUUCAAGUUGAAUUCAUGUGAUUGGAAAGAGCGUGGAAAAGCUUGCAACCAAAAAAAAAACUUUGAAGAACAGCUAUUCUUUUUUUUUCAAAAAAUCUUAGUUAAUCUGAUUCCUUAACAUUUUCAAUCAUUCUUCUUGAAAAUAUUUCUUCCUGGAUGGAUUUUCGAACUGCUUCACGUGGCACGAUUUCCAUUUUCCGCACGUUUCCGAACCCCUUGCACCCGCUUCAGUGACUCCUGCAUGCCGCUUCCCCCCGAACUGUAGAGAAACUUUUCAGAACCCGAGACCAUACAUAUCCGAUACAAUUCAGAACGAGCAAAUCGCCGUCAGAUUGCUGGCCCGCAACAAUUCCGAUUCCGGCUGGAUCACGGAUAUGACCGCAGUUGGGCCCUACAUGAGAAGCCUCGCCUACGACGAGAUCCUACUUGACGCCGGUCAAUUUUUUAAAAAUCAAAACUCAAGGGAGGAGUUCUCUAAAAUUUGAGCGGAUUUCUUCUAGAUGUACCAGAAGAACAUCCUGAAAGUCUUAACCUACACAAUUUCCUAUGUGUCGAGAAAUAGGGGCUUAAAACCCGGAAUGAGCUCAUUUUAGUGGAUUGGGGGAGAGUUCACUGCUCUUUCUCGAAAUAAAAGGAACUGGCAAGAUUGAGAUUUUUCAGGAUCUUUAUAUGAUACACCAAGGAGUUUACUCCCAAUUUUUAGGCUCUCGUAAAAAAAAUUUUUUGCUCAUUUUCGAACUUCUGGAGCGGUUGAAAAGUUAGCUUCUCAGUAAUUUAAAAUACCCUAUUCGAAGUCGGUUAUUACUGAAUAAUUUAAGAAUCCCCCCACCCCCCGCGUCCACAAAAAAAUUCACAAUUUUUCUCAAUUUUUGUUUUUUUCUCGAGAUACAGGGAGGUAAAUUUGCUUCAAACUCUGGAACUUUCUGUAGAUUGACCACAUCACUCCUUGAUGUACCAGAUGAAGAUCCUGACAGUAUCUAACUGCAAAAUAUUUUUUAAGAGGGUGGGGGUCAAAGGAAGCCAUCGAAAAGCCACAAGGAGUCAUUUUGAGACUUCUAUCUUGUCUUUCUUUUUGAAAACCGCGAGAUUUCGGCGUAAAUUUGCAAGAAGAAAUUAACUUACUUUCUUAAAAAAGUGAGAAUUUCGACGGAAAGCUUGAAGAGAAAGAGGAAAAUUCCAAAUUUAUAGAUAUUCUGUUCCGAUUUCCUAAUGAUUCAGAGGACUUCUUUGAAGAGAUGAGUACACAAUUCAUGACUUUUUAGCAAAUACGGUGGAUAUUUCGGACAAUGUGACGUUGGAAUUGGUUCUGAAGGCGUUGUCGAUCCCUUUGUCGUACAACGUCAGCGACCCGAAUCACAACAAAAAUGAGCCCCGGAUCACGCUUUUGACGGAUUUCGUCUCGCAGGUGUGGAAAAAUAAACUUGAAUUUUCGCCUGACAAGCCAAAAAGCUUACAAGUUUUAACUCAUUUUUUCAUUUGAUUAAAAGUUUCAAGGGUCAUACUGAAUAAAUGUUUAAAAAAACAUAUUCCAGAACCUGGUCAAUGCGUACAACGCCACACUGUGGAGGCUUGAACCCUACGAUUUUCAAAUAAUUGCUUUCAAUCAGGCAAGUUUCACUUUUUGGUAUAACCGUGUUUUUCGCCAUUAAUUUAUGCUUAGCUUUUCCCAUUUUUUUUUGGGCUUUGGUCAUUCUUUUCUGAGCUAUAGUCCGUUCAGAUUUUGAAAAUCAAGUACAAUGACGUCAUUCGAAAACGCUCUGUGGAUGGCUUGCUCUCUGAUUGGUUUAUCGCGCCAUUAGGGGGCGGAGCUUCAGCGAGGACUUGACCUUUGAAAUCUGAACAAACUAUAGUAUGAGUAAUUUUCAGGAAGCCGCCGACAUAUACCUGAAAAAUCUGCCCGGAAAAGCGAGGAAUAUUCACGCAGAUCCCGGUUAUCGAGACUCCAAUGAGAUCCCCAUGUGUCAUAAAGGUAAGGUAGUAUGAAUAAAAUUUCGUUUUGUUAGGACUUUAUCAACUAUUUGAAGGAAUUUGUAGAAUUCUGGGAAAUCGAGCAUGAAGAGAUUCAAAUAACUUGUGAAACAGUGUUGAGAAGUACCUCAAAUUUCUUCGCGAAAACAUUGAAAUUUGAUGAAAAUGAAGCGAAAAACGAAAAAUAACAUUAAAUUUUCCCAUUGCCAUGAAAAUAUUUUCGCUUCCAAUUAGAUUUUUUUAUUUUUUUCAAAGUUUUCAAAAGUUAAAACAAAAAAUUUUUUGUUUUUAUUAACCCAAUUCGAUAAAAUUCAAUUUUUUCAAUGGGAAGUUUUAUAUGAAGCAGAAAAUAUUGGAUAUCAGGCUAUUCGGGAUCUACUGAUGAAGGAAGUUUUUUAUUUCUUUUAAAUGAUCUUUUGAACGUAUUCUCUCCAGUUUUCUCGUCUGUUCAUUUCAAAUUCUUCAGCAAGGCCAAUAAAUCUUUGAAAAAAUAAGUUUCAAGGAAUACUCAAAUACCUUCCAAGACAUUUUUGAAUCGAUACGGGAGAAAUGACCUUAAAAACAUUUCUAAGCUUUCUGUUUCCAGUGAACAGUUCUUCGGUCACCACCAUCAUGUUGAUCAUCAUCGGAACGUGUACCGGAGCAAUGGCUCUUCUGAUUAUCGCGACGAUACUGUACCGGCAGAAGUACAUGUGGAUGGAGAAGCUGAACCGGUUCAAGAACAACCACGAGCUGGAGGAGAACUUGGAUGAUGUGUGAGUCGAUCCUGAAAGAGCUUGAGGAAAGUGUACUCCUUCCAUAGGCUAAUUGAGAAAGGGUACCGCGAGAAAAUACGUAAGCGGCGGACGUCAUGUCGCACCCUCCCCAACUGGCAGCGCACCAUACCCAAUUCGCAGCGUACGGUACCAAAAGCGUUAUCGGGAAGCAGUCGUCCGAAUUAUGCUUUUUUCGCUUUUACGAGACCCUCUGAGGUCCAUUGGUGGUACCUCGAGGAUACCUCUGAGGACUUUGAGCAAAAUGAGAGGGGCUUGAGGGAGACUCUCAGGUACCUCGGAGAAAGCUCAAGUAUAGCUGAAAGGUAUGCUGGAGGGCUCACGAUGGACUCAUCAUGGGCUCUUCACGAACCAUUUUGAUAGGUACCUUUGUGGACACAUUAUGGUACCCUCCCUCUCGAUUCGCCUGUGUCUCCAGGAACUAUGGAAGAAAUGACGUCUUUAAAAGCCUUUUUCCCACUUUUUAAUACUUUUCGGCUACGACUUGCAAAUGAUAUUAUGAGAAAAAUGAAGGGAAUACGUUUCAGUGAAAGCUUAAAAACUUUCAAAAAUAUGUUCUCUCGUUUGGCAUGGUUUUCAUUUGUGGAAAAAUAGUAGAAAUAAAGAAUCUCGGGAAAAACGUUUCGGUGUCUCUCUAAGUCCAUUUUUUCGCUCUUCGUAGAAAACAUCGUUCUUUUGAUUUUCUAAUGGAUGUUUUACAAUGGGGUGGUUUCAAAAUUGUGCAUUUUGGGAAUAAAAAAGUUGUAUGCCGAAACGGAAUUUCGCCCUGAAAGCCUUAUAAAGAUUCUUUGCUUAUUUGAGGACCUUAGUUCGGAUUUUUCAGCAAACUAGAAAUAUUCGAAACUGGUAAAAUUGAAACAACACUGAGCAUGUUUAGAUAAUUUUUGCAUUCUCAAUUUUAUAAAAGUUUUAAUUGAGUUUGUUUACGAAUAAAUAAAUCAAUUUUUGACUCUCUUAAAGUCCAAUUUUUGACUUUCGAGUCCAAUUUUUGAUUCUUUCAAGCCCAAUUUUUGACUCUUUCGAGUCCAAUUUUUGACUCUUUCGAGACCAUUUUUUGACUCUUUCCAGCCCAAUUUUUGACUUUUUCAAGUCCAAUUCUCCAUCUCACUGAUUCAGAAUCGACCAUUGGGAGCUUUCCUGGGAGAAACUCAUCGUAAAAAACGAACGACUGGGACAUGGAGCCUACGGACAAGUUUUCAAAGGUUCCAGAUUUUCAGGCGUUUCAGAAUGAAUCAAAUUAAUUCAGGCAAAAUCCGAGGCGUACCGCCGGCGAUCGAGAAAUAUUCGCGAUCGGAAAUUUCGCAAUUCACCGACUGCGAUUGCGCCGUCAAGAUGCUGCCGAAAUACGCGAGCGACAACGCGAAAGAGGAGUUUCGACACGAAAUCGAGCUGAUGAAGACGUUGGGCUACAACGAGCACAUCGUCAACAUGCUCGGCUGCAUCACGGCGUCGCCCAAGUCCUGUCUCGUCUUGGAGUACUGCAGCAACCGCGACCUGUUGCGCUACGUCAAGCAGAAGAAGAUCGAGCUCGAAAUUGUAAGUUUCCUGUUGAUCUCUUGUAUUCCUUGGGAACGCCAGAGGGGUCUCUAAAGGGGCUAGUCUCUUUAAGGGACGACAUAGUGCUCCCUAGAGGGUCAAAAUCGAGGUGGUCCCUAUAGGAGUUCAGGGUUUGAUCCAAUUUGGUUUAUGAUUUUUUUUUUUUGCCAAUCAGUAAUUAUUUCCAGUCAAAAAGCAUCGAUGACACGAUCGACGGCCACAAGGAAUUCUUGAAUUUCGCUUGGCAAAUCGCCCAAGGAAUGGUCAGUUUCCAAAAGUUUGAGUGGUCAAUAAAGGGGUUGUUCGAAAAAUCUUAUCUAGCUAUUUUACACAUGGAAGCAAUUUAUUGGGCGUUUUAAUCGGGUUCCUUUUUUUGUAAGGAAUUUUUUUUCGAAAUUUUCUUAAAUGACGACUUGAACUUUUCUGAUAAAUGAACUCAUUUUGCUCGAGACUUUUCUGAAAAUCGGCCUAGAAGAAAUGGAACGCGCAAAAACUGAAAAAAAGUCAUAAGAAAUGAAAAUAAAAAGAAAUGAAUUUUUUUUCAGAAUUAUAGGAAUUUUCAAAGUAGCGAACUUACAAUAUUCAUCUAAUAAAUCAAGUAUUUAGGCCCCUUUUCAAGUUUUCCUAUCGUUUCCUGUUUAAUCAGCUCUAUCACAAUGAACUUUCCUUAAUGAAAAUAUUCAUUCAAAAAUUUCAAGAGAUUCCUGGGAGAAAAAGGCAUAAUCCACCGGGAUCUGGCCGCCAGGAACGUCCUUAUCACCGGACUGCUCGGAAUGAAAAGCGCCAAGGUUCGAUCAAAAUCAAGACUUUCUCCUAAUUUCUGAAAUAUUUGGAGAUCAGCGAUUUCGGACUCGCGAUGUCGCGUGAUCCGGUCAGCAGUGGGAAUGUCUCUUGUUCUGGUCGGUUGCCGAUAAAAUGGCUCGCUCUGGAAAGCCUCGUUCAGGAAGAGUUUUCUGUUAAGAGCGAUGUGUGAGUUUUCUUACUUUUAUCCGAAAAAUGAACGAUAAUUUCAAUCAUUUUAUUAAUCGAAAUCUCCUUAAGUGACUACUUGAACGUUUCAGAUAAUUGGUAGAAAAAAGACGAUGAAAACGUGGUAAGAUUUUCCCAAAGGAAAAAAGAAGAAGAUAAUUUUUUGACCUUAACGUUUAAGUUCUUUCUUUUUUUGAAACUUUCCUCAAGGUUUUUUGAGAAUCUUGUUUUUCUAGGGUUAUCAAGGGCUGUAUGUUCAGUUAAAAAAAGGAAAUUUGAAGAAUGAUUUUUUUUUUGAGUUUUUUGUAUUUUAAUGAAACUUUAAACUUAUUUCGAGCUUUUUAGUGAAAGAAAUGUUGCAGUUGGUCCUUCGGAAUCGUCAUCUUCGAGAUGUAUUCCCUGGGAGAAGUUCCUUUCUCGGAUAUCGAACCAACGGAACUCAUCCUCCACCUUCAGAAUGGGCUCAGACCAAAAAGACCUCUUCUUGCGACGGACAAAGUGUUCGUACUUUAUAAAUUAUCCUUAUUUUCGUGUAAUCAUGUGUUCGCUUGUUCACUCAGUAGCGUCUUUACCCAAUUUUCUUCCCACAAAACCGUAAAAAUGGGCGUGGCUAGCCAAUCAGAGACGUAGCCUUUUAGAGCGAGUUGGAGAAAAUUGAAGAAUGGAAAAAGAAAAAGCACCACUUUAUUCCCCGCUUCUUGAAAAAUCUGACCUGUCUGCGCUCUCUCUUUCUCUCAGUAGCGGCCUUUUCUCUCCCAGAGGGUUUUUUUUUACCUGAUUCGCCAAAAAGGGCGUGGCUAGCCAAUCAGAGACGUAGCUCUUUGGAGCGACGGGUUGGAGUAAAUUGAAAAGUUAAAAUAGAACAAAAGAAAAAUCCCCACUUCAUUCCACGCUUCUUCAAAAAUUCUGACAUGUCUGUGCUCUCUCUUUUUCGCGGCGAGAGUGCAGACAGUCAGAUUCAGUUAGUUCAAGAAAAGGAAUAUUUGAUUUAAUUCAAAAUCUUACGAAGUUUCACUUCAGAGCAGAAGUGAUGAAUAGGUGCUGGCUGGAAGAUUCAUCCUCCAGGCCUUCUUUCGAAGAAUUAUCAACCAUUUUCGCGAAUCAACUUGAAUUGGUAUUUUUUCAAAAAUCGAACGGAAACAUUGAAUUUUUGUCUUCAGACGGCUGAAGGAUACGGUUACUUGGCACUGAUCAAAACUAACGAUUAUCGGGUUGUGGCAGAGCUUCAUGUUGAAACUGUGAGUUCAGGAACGGAAUUAAUAUUUCAUUUUCCCCGAAAAUGGGAAAAGUUGAUUGAAAAACCUUGUGAAACGUAGAGACCCUUCUUUUUUGAAUUUUUUAAGCUUUUGCGUAACCUUGAACACUAAAAAUUGUGCUAGUGACUCGAGUAUUGGGUUUUUUUCUGCACUGACUAAUGAGAAAAUUAGUUUUGAACGUAAUAUUAUCAGUGGAGCGCAUUUUCUUCAAAUAACAGCGAUUUUCUACAUUCAAAAGAGUUUCUUUUUUCCAGGGUCAUCAGUUUCGAAGGUGUCUGAAGAUCGAAUUAAUGUUUCAGAAAGAAACUUUCAAGAGUUAAAAAUAAAACUUCAAUUCAGCCUCCGCAAAUACAACAGCAAAAGAGCAACCUAACGAAUUCGACGGGAACCGAUGGACUUGAGGAUCACGUACGAAUUUGUAUCGACGAUAAUCCACCGUACGCUUCGAGGUGAACGGAAAACACAAUGAUGGAGGAGGGAUAUCAAUAUUUUUGUAGGAAACGAGCCGUGACUAUGAAGAGCAAUGCCAGUGUCCGAGAGUACGAGCCGGAUCCUGCAAAUAGCGCCAGUUCUAGUGGUAAUGGCUUUUUAGAUGUACUUGUACCGCCUGUGGCAAUUAUAGAGGGGGGACUGGACCGACGGACGAAUUUUUGAACAAAAUUUUGAAUAUCCAGGAUUUUAAUCAUAAAAUUUCGAAUUUCAUGCCGUUUUCAAUGUGAGAUAACCUAUAUAGAACAAAAAUCAAGAUAACUAAAUAACUGAAUUUUUAAAAAAACUCCGGGAUAAUUUUUGCAUUUCUCGAGAUUACUUUGAAGGGAUACAUCGCUCAAAGUUGUCAGUGAUAUGAAUAAAAAUAUAAUUUCUCAUUCGCAGACAUGUCAAUCCAAGCCGGCGACGACCAUAGCUCCUACGCGAGCCGCCGAUCAAGCCGAAGAUCGAGCAAGAAAGAAGUUCGACGACGGCGAACCCAGGCCGGCGGAAUCCUGCCCGCCCUGAACGCCUUCAACCCCUUCUCCAAAGAUGGUCAUCUCCAAACCCUCAAAAAGAAAUUCUCAACCAGGAGAGGCUCCGUUCCUUAUUAA